AUGGAGGUCUUGAGAAGCAGUUCCACAUUGAUCAUUGUCCUAGUAUGUUUUGCAGGAGUUAUACAUCAAGCUGAGGCAUACACUAAAGUGUACUGUAGCCCGAGAACCAGAUGCUAUAUGAAGCAUGUGGAGUGCCCGUAUGAAUGCCCAACCAGUUACUCUGAAGACCCGGAAGCCAAAAUUUGUUAUAUUGACUGUGAUGCACCUACAUGCAAGGCGCGUUACCGCAAACCAAACUGCAAUAGCCCUGGAUCAGCAUGCUAUGAUCCACGUUUCAUUGGCGGUGAUGGCAUUGUUUUCUAUUUCCAUGGCAAGAGCAACCAGGAGUUCAACUUAGUCUCAGACAAAAACCUACAGAUCAAUGGCCGCUUCAUCGGCCACAGACCAGCUGGCCGUGCUCGUGACUAUACCUGGAUUCAGGCUCUUGGAAUCCUUCUGAACUCCCAGAAUUUUUCUGUGGAAGCUACCAAUGUGGCUACAUGGAACAACCAGAUGGACCAUUUGAGAUUGACUCACAACGGAAAUGAUGUAGUUUUGGAAGAAGGGUAUCUCUCCACUUGGUACUCACCAGAAAAAGAUAUAAAAGUUGAGAGAAUAGCAAUCAAGAACAGUGUGAUAGUGUCACUCAAGGAUGUAGCUGAGAUUAUGAUCAAUGUUGUGCCAGUGACCAAAGAAGAUGAUAGGAUCCACAACUACCAAUUACCUGAGAAUGACUGCUUUGCCCAUUUGGAAGCCCAGUUCAAGUUCUUUGCUCUGUCCCCAAAAGUUGAAGGAGUGCUUGGAAGGACUUACAGGCCCGAUUUCGAGAACCCGGCAAAGCCUGGAGUAGCAAUGCCAGUUGUUGGAGGUGAAGACAAGUACAGAAGCUCAUCACUUCUCUCUGCUGAUUGUGCUACUUGUGAUUUGUUCUCAAAGGAAAUUAGUGAGUCAGAUAAAGAUACUUCUGCAAUUGUGGACUAUGGUACACUAGACUGCACCAGAAGAUCCUCAGGAGGCUAUGGGCUUGUUUGCAAGAAAUGA
Fragaria vesca subsp. vesca is the source of this 1020-nucleotide messenger RNA. RefSeq lists its product as uncharacterized. NCBI's taxonomy places the organism in Eukaryota, Viridiplantae, Streptophyta, Magnoliopsida, Rosales, Rosaceae. The transcript is spliced from 2 exons. Bases 1 to 1020 code for a protein of 339 amino acids. The record is from RefSeq and is a predicted model, not a curated record.